CGCUUCCGGCUCCUCUCCCCGCCCCGUAUCCCUGAGGUGUUGAACCCGGGGUGCAGGUCGCUAGGUUCUUCUGGUUUCACUCGGCUAGUGGAAGGUCUGGUUCAAAGCGUCGGGGGCGUGCUUUGGUCGGAUUUGAGGAUGGGGGGCGGGGAGGGGCCUGCAGUUAGCGGCCCCGCCCCCUUCCCUAGCUAGCGGGCGGGCGAAUCCGCCUGCCUCCUCCUUCGGUGGGCACUGGGGCCGCGUCUCCCAGGCAGCCCAGCAGCAGAGGCCUGAACCUGUAGGUGUCGGCGGCGAGGCCCCGGGGUACAGCCUGGUUCGGCCCCAUGGUGGGUUUCGGGGCCAACCGGCGGGCUGGCCGCCUGCCGUCCUUCGUGCUGGUGGUGCUGCUGGUGGUGAUCGCGGUCCUCGCCUUCAACUACUGGAGCAUCUCCUCCCGCCACGUCCUGCUUCAGGAGGAGGUGGCCGAACUGCAAGGCCAGGUCAAGCGCACCGAAGUGGCCCGUGGGCGCCUGGAGAAGCGCAAUUCAGACCUCCUGCUCUUGGUGGACUCGCAUAAGAAACAGAUCGACCAGAAAGAGGCCGACUACGGCCGUCUUAGCAGCCGGCUGCAAGCCAGGGAGGGCCUGGGAAAGAGGUGCGAGGAUGACAAGAUUAAACUACAGAGCAACAUAUCAUAUCAGAUGGCAGACAUACAUCAUUUAAAGGAGCAACUUGCUGAGCUUCGUCAGGAGUUCCUUCGACAAGAAGACCAACUUCAAGACUAUAGGAAGAACACCACUUACCUUGUGAAGAGGUUAGAAUAUGAGAGUUUUCAGUGUGGACAGCAGAUCAAGGAAUUAAGAGCACAGCAUGAAGAAAAUGUUAAAAAGUUAGCAGACCAGUUUUUGCAGGAAAAAAAGCAAGAAUCCCACAAGUUUGAACCAAAAUAUGGAAAUGAAUUGGGUAUAAACAAUUAUGCAGUACCUAAAAACAUUGCAAAAGUAGCAGAGAAUGCUCCAGAUAAAAAUGAAGAGCCCUCAAGCAAUCAUAUUCCACAUGGGAAAGAACAAAUCAAAGGAGGUGGUGAUGCAGGAAUGCCUGGGAUAGAAGAGAAUGAUCUUGCAAAAGUUGAAGAUCUUCCCACUGCUUUAAAGAAACCCCCUAUUUCUGUUUCUCAGUAUGAAAGUAAUCAAGCAAUUUCCCAUCUUCCAACUGGACAACCUCUCACAGAUUCUCAUGUAAACCACAAUGGAAACCCUGGAACUGCAAAACAGAACCCUUCCAAUCCUCUUCAGCGUUUAAUUCCAGGCCCAAACUUGGAGAGUGUACCCAGAAUUCAAGCAGAUAUACUAAAGCAAGCUACCAAGGAUAGAGUUGGUGAUUUCCAUAAGUUGAAGCAAAGCCGAUUCUUUGAUGAAAAUGAAUCCCCUGUUGAUCCGCAGCAUGGCUCUAAACUGGCGGAUUAUAAUGGGGAUGAUGGUAACGUAGGUGAGUAUGAGGCAGACAAGCAGGCUGAGCUGGCUUACAAUGAGGAAGAAGAUGGUGAUGGUGGAGAGGAAGACGUCCAAGAUGAUGAAGAACGAGAACUUCAAAUGGAUCCUGCAGACUAUGGAAAGCAACGUUUCAAUGAUGUCCUUUAAGUCCUAAAGGAAAACUUCAGAAAACCUAAAGUGCUGUAAAAUAGAAUAAUUUCUACUUUGUUUUUGACUUUUGUUGUAAAGAUCAGUUGUAUCAGUUGUAAAGAUACAUUGAGAUAGUUUAAGAAAAAUUUUAAUGAAGGAAUUACCCAUGUACAUAUGUGAACGUUUUCAUAUUGUAUUAUUAAAGCAGAGACUUCUUUGGUUAUGUUACAGUUGAGCCAAAAACAAAGUUAGCAAAACUGCAAUCCUUGCGUUUAAAGCAAACUAAUGUAUAAUUUACAUUUUACUGAGCCUAAAUAUUUCCACAAAUGGACAUACAAGAAAAUAUGGUUGUACAGUUUAUAUGUUGCACAUAACCAUAGUGAGAACAGUUAUUCAGCUGAAAAACUUUUUAUACAAUAAUAUAUUCUUGUUAGCCCAGCAGGUGUUCUCUUCCAUCUACCCCUUAUCUCAUGCUCUACAUGGAGUUAUAUCUAGAAUAGUAACAUAAAAGAGGGGAACCUGGAAGCCAAAUACUAGGUAGCAUGUGCAAAAUCACUUCCCUAUACUCUCUUUAUUUUACAUGAGUGCUGAUGUGUUUCAGCAGAUAAGCUUUCAGCUGAGGCCUUAUGGAAGUUGAGAUAACCUGCAAAGACAACAAUAUUUAUGGGCUAUAUCUUACUUAGUUUAUGAAAUUGUGAAAUGCAUGAUUGACAGUAUAUUUUCUUUUUAUUUUUCCACCUAAUACCAGUAUUGUACCUAUAACCAAUAUUGGCUAAAUUAUUAUAAUUUCAGAGUUCAAGUUGGUGAAGAUAUUCAUGAUUUAAAUGCCAAUUCUAGAAGCUAAAUCAACUUUGAAAUGAAUCUGCAAUUAAUAUUUCAAACUUCUCUGGUAGUUUGUGAUCUUAUUUGACUAGACUUUUCAGAAGUACUAAAUAAAGAGUUUUAACAGCUUUUUAUUAAUGCACAGAUAAAUAGAAGUACAGUGAGGUCUACAGCCAUUUUAUUAAAAUAGCUUAAAUGUUUGUAAUAGAGAUGAAGAAUCUUUGUAAUUACUUAAUAUGUUACUUAAGAACCCAUAAACCUCAUGUUUGCUAGACUUAAAAAUUAUUUUAAAUGCAUUUUUUUACACUGUGCAGUGGAAUGCAUAAGCUAGCUAAUUCCUGUUUUCUGAUUUAAAGCACUUUUAAAUUUAUCCCUCUCCCUAAAAAGGUUUUGAUCAUAGGAGAAAUUUAAGGUUGUUAACUCUGUUUUUCAAAAGGGCUACUGUUUAUUGCACAUAAAGAUAAAAUGCUUUUUUAUUUCCCCUGUACUCAGGUUCUAGUCAAAAUUUAAACCUACAAAAGUAAAAAAAUAUAUAUAUAUAUAGGUUGCUCACUUAUUGGAGGUGCAAAAAUUCUUAGACUUCAGUUUGAAAUUAUUAGUAGUGAUUUACUGAAAUUGUUAUUUCUACCAUAAUCAAAAAAAAAUCCAUGCCUUUACUAAGUAUAGUCAGGCCUAUAAUGAAUAGGUAUGAUAGUUAACAGAAUUUUUAAAAAUGGAGUUAAAGGGAGUUAAAAAUUGAGAUAGUUUAAGAAAAAAUUUUAAUGAAGGAAUUAUACCUUUUGGUCCUAAGGGCGGGGAGAUGAAUCUAAAACAUACUGCUAGUAAUACUUUAUAUUUAAUGCUAUAAAAUCUUUACAAAUGAAACCCAUGAGAUUUCCUGCCUUAUUAGUUCCUUUGUCAUAAAAGGAAUCAUUUCGUUAUAUGGUAGUUACUACUUGCAAAACAAAAUUUCCUCAAUUAGCAGUCUAUACAUUUUAUAAACUGGGAAAUCUUGGACCAAUUGAUAAUAUUUCUGACUGUAUUAACAUUUUAGUGCUAUAAAAUACUAUGUGAAUCUUAAAAUUCUGGCAUUAUAGACAUGCUGGUUUUGUAAUAUUUUACUUCUGCCUUAAGAUUUAGGUUUUUUCAAAUGUAUUUUUGCCCUGAAUUAAGUGUUAAUUUGGUGGAAAUUCUGCUUUUAAAAUCAUUACUUACUGGGUUCUAAUAAAUUAAAAUUAAAAUUGU
Manis pentadactyla (Chinese pangolin) is the source of this 3647-nucleotide messenger RNA. It is a transcript of the gene GOLM2, whose product is annotated as golgi membrane protein 2. The transcript is spliced from 10 exons. The record is from RefSeq and is a predicted model, not a curated record. Lineage: Eukaryota; Metazoa; Chordata; Mammalia; Pholidota; Manidae. The coding region runs from base 324 to 1619 and encodes 431 amino acids.